AUUUGUUUCAUUUGUUUUUGUUUUUUUUUUAGUUUGAAUUUAGCUUUUGGUGGGAGAGUGUAUACGAAUUUCUUGUCGCGGUAACUUUUACGAAGUAAUCUACGUAAAUAUAUAUUAAAAAGAGUUAUUUGCUUGUUCAACUUGUUCAAUACUCUUGAUUUCAGAAAGUGUAAAAGUGUUUUGAAACGGACAUUAAACGACUUAACGGUACAUUGCAAUUUAAUCUUUUCACAUCAUCAAACGGAACCGGAACAUUAUAAUUGCAUUUAAAAGUAUUGCAUGCAAGUAAGCAUUGCAUUGAAAAAAUUUCAAACAAGAAAUAAAAAAAAAAAGGAAAAUUCUAAUCAAAAAUAAUAUUGAAAAGUAAACGCAAGCAUACAUUGUAUUGAUUCAAAAAAUCAUUGAAAAAUCAUCAAAAGUGCAUUUAUUAAAUAUAUUAACAUCGUUUGUGGCAUUGGAUCAAAGAUCUCCUUUGGCAGUGGAGCCCUCUUGUCCAAAGCGAAAAAAAUGCGACAUGGAUCGAGAAAGAGAAAGAGAAAACAAAUCUUUGGAACCUAGAGAUCUUUCAUCGACGGGCAGAAUUUAUGCUAGAAACGAUAUAAAAAUUAGUGCAUCACCUACCGUAUCACCAACGAUCUCCAACUCUAGUUCACCCACGCCUACACCACCGGCUAGCUCUUCUAUAACGCCAUUAGGUUUACCCUCGGGGACUGUAGGUUCAGGAAUUGCAAGUGGCUCGGUCAACACAACUGCCCCCACCGGCAAUUCAUCGUCCUAUAUACAUGCAAAUCAUAAGCCUAUAACAGGUAUCCCUUGCGUCGCAGCUGCAUCUCGUUAUACAGCCCCUGUGCAUAUUGAUGUAGGCGGCACUAUUUAUACAAGUUCAUUGGAAACUCUCACCAAAUAUCCUGAUUCUAAAUUGGCCAAACUCUUUAAUGGCUCGAUACCGAUUGUGCUGGACUCUUUAAAACAGCAUUACUUUAUAGAUCGUGACGGUGGCAUGUUCCGGCAUAUAUUAAAUUUUAUGAGAAAUUCUAGACUUUUGAUAUCGGAAGAUUUCCCCGACUUGGAACUAUUGCUAGAGGAAGCUCGUUACUUUGAAAUUGAGCCUAUGGUAAAGCAACUUGAAAACAUGCGUAAAGAUCGUGUACGCAAUGGGAAUUAUUUGGUGGCACCGCCUACACCUCCCGUACGCAUUAAAACUAGUCCACGAACCGGCGCCAAUAGUGAAUAUAAUUACGAAGUAGUGGCUUUGCAUAUAUCACCCGAUCUUGGUGAGCGUAUUAUGAUCUCAUCCGAGCGUUCACUUUUAGACGAAAUCUUUCCCGAAGCAAAUCAAGCCACUCAAACCAGUCGUAGCGGCGUAUCAUGGAAUCAGGGAGAUUGGCGUCAAAUUAUACGUUUCCCACUAAACGGUUAUUGCAAACUGAAUUCGGUGCAGGUAUUAACUAGAUUACUGAAUGCCGGCUUCACUAUUGAAGCGAGCACCGGAGGCGGCGUAGAAGGUCAACAAUUCUCAGAAUAUUUACUAAUAAGACAUAUACCAAUGUGAUAAGCUGAGGCAGGGAUACGAUUUUGCUGUUAACAUGCUCUAGUAAUAAUCCCCCAAGAAACGGUUUCUCCGGAAACCAUUAAUUAAGCUCAAUUCUAUGUUAGUAUAGUUAUUUAUGCCCGCCAGAGGAAUAUCACUUAAUUAGUUAAUUAAUUAAUUAAUUAAGGUUGCUAUAGACAGCCUAUGUAAAUUAAAGGUAGACACAAUUAAUUGUGGUCUUCAUGAGGCCUAAAAUUCCGAAUCGUAUAAACUCUGUUUAUUAGGAAUAUUUUCCAUAUUAAACUAUAUCAGGAUUUCUCUGACACGGCUUGCUUCACAAAUGAUCUUAACUCGACGCUAAUUUAUCGUGUAGUGUACAUUUCAAGUUUCUCUCUAUCCCCAAGAUUGGGAGACGGAGUAAAUUACACCACGGGUUAGAGUCAUCGAAUUUCUCGAAACAUAACCGUGAAGGCGGUGGGUAUCAAAAAGUUCGGCAAAUGCCGAUUACAAAAAAUCUCUCUGUCUCUUUUUCUGUUCCUUUCUAGCUUCAUCUCUGUCGCUGUAUAUUUUUACCUUCGUCUCUAUCUGUCUGCCAAACUCCUUCGGUCCAAACUCCUGUUGUUUUCGUUUCGUCAAUAUCACUUUCUCUCCUCCUCUCCUCACGUACUCUCGUCGUUCAUC
Glossina fuscipes is the source of this 2212-nucleotide messenger RNA. RefSeq names its product BTB/POZ domain-containing protein kctd15-like (gene twz). The record is from RefSeq and is a predicted model, not a curated record. The transcript has 5 exons. Gene Ontology annotation, molecular function: protein binding. Bases 515 to 1552 code for a protein of 345 amino acids. Gene Ontology annotation, biological process: protein homooligomerization. NCBI's taxonomy places the organism in Eukaryota, Metazoa, Arthropoda, Insecta, Diptera, Glossinidae.